CAAAUUGCUGAUUUCCCUCUCUCAGCGCAUUCAGAGCUAGACAAUGGUGUUUGCUCGUGCCACAAUCAGUCUUCGGCGGGCGCAUUUCCCGCUUUCUCCUGCCACUCGGCUUGACGACACCCUGCUCUCCUUCGCGCAAAUCUCCGCAGUACCACGCCGUAGCUCGCAUAUGCGUUCAAUUCAGACACUACUGAACCAAUCACUACGCUUCGAUGCUGAGACUAUCCCCCACAAACAAUCUCCCUUCGUUUUAGCUGCUCCUCCCGCAAGCAGCAACAGGCUGUCGCCUUCGCCGUCUACUUUGACCUCGCAUUCACCGCCGAUUCUUCGACAUGAAGGGUCUCAGCGAUCCUCACACAAGCUGUUCGCCUCUAAGCGCGAAAGCCUGUGGCGGAGCCGUAACAUGGCGGGAGAGGCGGUGGAUGCCGUUCAGGAGCUGAAGCUGGCCGCGAUGCUGGAUGCUAGAGACGAGCAGCUACGGUGGGAGGAGGAGGACGACGAGGACGCGGAGGAAGCGGAGGACGAGGAAGAGGGCGAGGAGGAAGCGAUGCUUCACCGAGUUGAUGACGGAGCCGUGGCGUCUAUGAAUGAUCAUUCUCGGGACUUGAGUCUCGAUGCCGGCAAAGCGAACCCGAUACAAGCAGCUGCGCAUGGGGGGAUACCAUCGAUUUCCGAUUUGGCUCAGAUCGUCGGUUUGUCCAGCACUAGUACCUCGAGCGGUUUGAGCGCGGGCGUGGGGAGCCGGUGGGUGUGCGGCCCCCGCGUGGAGGCGGUGAUGCGGAGCAAGGUGGCGCGGCUGGUGAAGCCGGACAUGCUGCUGGCGCUGCAGGAGCUGCAGCGACAGCAGCAGUGGCGCCUGGCCGCGCGGGUAUUUGAGCAUGUGCGCACGGAGCACUGGUACAAGCCUGACCCGGACCUCUGUGCGCGCAUGAUCAACUGCCUGGGCCUGGCGGGCCGCAUCACCGACGCCCAGGCGCUCUUCCAGUCAACCCUGGAGAAGGAUGGGGUGCCUCCCUGCUCCCCCACCUUCACGGCUCUCCUUGCUGCCCACUGCCGGUCAGGGGACUACAGGAGUGGCCGAGAGGUGCUGGGGAGGAUGAGGGAGGCGGGGGCAGGGCCAUAUGAUCUGGCAUACAUGAUUCUGAUCAAGACGUGUGAGGCUCAGGGGGAUGAGGUGGCGGCAAGGGAGUUGAAGAGGGAGAGGGAUGUGGUGCUCGCGAAAUGGGGGGAGUUGGGCCUGCCUAAACCGCCUCGUCGGUCAAAGAAAAAGUAGGUCGAGCUGCUUGUAUUCCUGAUGAGGGCAGAUUCCUAGACCUCGCAUCAGGCCCGACCUUUUGUCAGACCCGUGACGAACCGAAUUCCGAUUGAAGAUUUGCUCCGUGUAGAACCACAGCUACCUACGAGAAAUUCACAAAACCAUCCAGCAUUUUCACACUUG
Closterium sp. NIES-67 is the source of this 1438-nucleotide messenger RNA. The record is from the annotation of a GenBank genome assembly. NCBI's taxonomy places the organism in Eukaryota, Viridiplantae, Streptophyta, Zygnematophyceae, Desmidiales, Closteriaceae.